This is a messenger RNA of Didymodactylos carnosus, 366 nucleotides long. The record is from the annotation of a GenBank genome assembly. Lineage: Eukaryota; Metazoa; Rotifera; Eurotatoria; Philodinida; Philodinidae.
AUGCUAGUAGACGGAUCCAGACGAAAAAAUGAUGUUAAUAUUAAUAAUUUUAAUAAUACAUUUUGUAUUAAUAUUCGAUGUUUAUUAUGUAAUUUAUUAACAUAUUCUGCUUCUGGUAAUGUUCCUGUCUCCUUUCUAUGGCAAUUAUUUAGUAAUAAUAUACGUCCAGAAUUACCAAAAGAAAAUUUUGAAUGGACCAUUUAUGUUCAAAUUAUAGAAUAUACUAAAUAUAGUGGAUGGAAUUUAAAAAAAUUAAAUGAUGCAUUUGAAAGAAGUAGAGUAUUAAAUAAAAUUAUUAUUAAAGCAACAGAAUCAUUACGUUAUAAUAAAAAAACUAAAAACAAAAUUGUAACGAACAUCUUAUAA